AUGUCGUUGUCAUGGGAACUGUUAAUCCUACUGUCACUCAGAGCGUGCCUGGCUGAAGACAGUCGCCACGGUCCCGUCUUCACCCAGGAGCCCAGUGACAGCGUGUUCCCUUUGAGCAGCGAUGAUAAGCAGGUGUUUAUUAAUUGCAAAGCAAAGGGGAACCCGCCUCCGCAUUAUAGGUGGAAAGUGGACGGAAGAGAAAUCAAGCCAGAGUUGGAGAGCCACUACAGCUUCGUGGAGGGGAAUCUGCUGAUCAAUAACCCACAUGUCAUCAAUCAUGGAGGAGUGUAUCAGUGCUUCGCCACCAACAUGUUCGGCACUGUGGUCAGCAGAGAGGCCAACGUCCAGUUUGCAUUUUUGCAGAACUUCAGCAGUAAGACAAGAAACACGGUGUCAGUGCGAGAGGGUCAGGCGGUCGUGCUGCUCUGUGGACCCCCGCCACAUUACGGAGAGAUCAAAUACUCGUGGGUUUUCAACGGCCGCCGGGGUUUUCUGCAGCAGGAUGCCCGGCGUUUUGUCUCGCAGCGAACAGGAAACUUGUACAUCGCCAAAGUGGAGUGGUCCGACGAGGGAAACUAUACGUGCGCCGUGAGGAACAUCAUGACCAACACCAGCGUCCUCAGCUCCCCCACACCAGUGGUCCUGCGCAGAGACGCUGUUAUGGGGGAAUACGAACCAAAGAUCGAGGUGCGUUUCCCUGAGACUCUCCGUGUCUCAAAGGGAUCCUCCGUUAAGUUGGAGUGCUUUGCCUUAGGAAACCCAGUGCCGUCCAUCUCGUGGAGAAGAGCUGACGGAAACCCACUCCCUGGAAAGAUUAAAAUCAACCACUCCAGCGGGGUCCUGGAAAUCCCAUACUUUCGCCCUGAAGAUGCGGGUGUGUACGAGUGUGUGGCCCAGAACAGCAGAGGUCGAAACGCCGCCAGAGGCCAACUCUUAUUCUAUGAUCUGGAACAUCUCCACUGGGCCCAGUCUAUUAAAGACACACAGAUGGCUAUUGACACAAACCUGCAGUGGGAAUGUAAGGCCCUGGGGAAGCCCAGGCCAACAUACCGCUGGCUCAAGAAUGGACUUCUUUUGUCAUCACAGGGCCGACACCAUGUUGAAUCUGGGACUCUGUCUAUCUCUAGAAUCAGUCUAUCAGACGCAGGCAUGUUCCAGUGUGUGGCGGAGAACGACUUGGGAGCUGUGUAUGCCAGUGCGGAGCUCAAGGUCGUUGCCUCCCCUCCGGACUUUUCCCAUCGGCCCGUGAGGAAGUCCACUGUGGUACAGAAGGGAGGAGAGCUGAUCCUGGAGUGCCGUCCCUCUGCCUCCCCGCGGGCUCUGGUCUUCUGGUGGAGAUGGGGCCAACUGCUUAAAGACACACAGAGACAGACGAUCAUGGAGGAUGGGUCUCUGCGGAUCACUAACAUCACACAGUCUGACGCAGGGAGGUACACCUGUGUGGCCAGGAACCACUUUGGUUCAGCCAGCAGCACAGGGACAGUAGUGGUCAAGGACCCAACUAAGAUAAUUGUUCCUCCAUUGAGCCUGGAUGCCACACUGGGACAGAGUUUGGUUUUGCCUUGUGAAGUGUCCAGUGACCUGUCUCUGAGUUUGAGUUUCAAGUGGUUCUUCAACGGCAAGCCCAUUGAUUUCAGCCGGCAGGAGCACUUUGAAAUGAUCGGAGGGGGAUUUGCCGGUGACCUUAUGGUUAGAAACAUCCAGCUGAAGCAUUCUGGGAAAUACGUCUGCAUGGUCCAUACAGAUCUGGACACAGUUUCAGCCGCAGCAGAUGUGAUUGUCAGAGGACCUCCAGGCGCGCCACAGGGCCUGGUGGUGAGCGACAUCACCGAUUCAACAGUGCAGCUGCUGUGGGAGGCUGGGCCAGACAACCACAGCCCAGUCACAACAUACAUGGUGCAAGCCAGGACUCCAUUCUCCAUUGGCUGGCAGAGUGUCCGCACUGUUCCAGACCCUGUAUCAGGCCACAUUCAGCAGGCCACAGUGCAGGACCUGAGUCCCUGGGUGGACUACGAGUUCAGAGUGGUUGCAAUCAACAGUGUGGGGAUUGGUGAGCCCAGCCUGCCCUCAACACAGAUUCGAACAAAAGCUUCAGUUCCCAAGGUGGCGCCGCUGAGCGUGAGUGGUGGUGGAGGAGCUCGUGGAGAACUGGUGAUUGUUUGGGAGCCAGUUCCAGAGGAACAGCAAAGCGGGGAAGACUUUGGAUACAUUGUAGCCUUUCGGCCUUCGGACAGUAGCACCUGGAUCCAGUCUGUUAUGGCCUCCGCUGAUGCCUCCAGAUAUGUGUACAGGAACGACAGCCUGUUGCCCCUGUCCCGGCACGAGGUGAGGGUGGGCGUGUUCAACAGCAGAGGAGAGGGGCCCUUCAGCCAGACCAUCACUGUGCUGUCAGCUGAGGAAGAGCCGUCUGAAGCCCCAUCCAGAGUUUGGGCUCGCUCUCUGUCGUCCUCAGAGGUCGAGGUGUUCUGGGAGUCCAUUCCCACCGGCUCUAGAACAGACAAGAUUAUUACAUACGAGGUCUUAUUCUGGGAGGAGGGGUCUGAAGUCCAGCGAAGUGUGAGCGUGACCACCACCACAGCGCGCCUCUCCGCUCUGAAGCCCAGUACGGUCUAUCUGAUCUCAGUCAGAGCUCAGAACAGUGCAGGACUUGGACCCCGCAGUCCUGCUUUUAACAUCACCACCAAGAAACCUCCACCGAGUCGGCCUCCGGGGAACAUUGAGUGGAACCUGACCAACUCCAAGAUCUUUCUAAAUUGGGAACAUGUCAAGGCGCUGGAAAAUGAGUCCGAGGUGACUGGAUACAAGGUUGUGUAUCGCCCAAACUGGAACAGCAAAACCACAAUUCUGGAGACCAAAAGACCCAGUGUGGCGUUGCAUGUCCCAUCAGGAGACGACUACCUCAUCGAGAUUAAAGCAGUGACUGAAGGAGGAGAUGGAGCCAGCAGUGGACCUAUCCGCAUACCCAUGAUGUCCAGUCUUAACUCACAGGGCCACUGCUGUCUUCUCCCACCCCAUGUCACGUUUGGAACUGUUUUUAUAGUUUUAACGAUGAAUUUGUAG
Molecule: messenger RNA, 3060 nt
Organism: Knipowitschia caucasica
Lineage: Eukaryota; Metazoa; Chordata; Actinopteri; Gobiiformes; Gobiidae
Source: the annotation of a GenBank genome assembly